CCACCCGAGAGACGAUGAACAUUAACGACAAUGAGAAAAUACCAAGAAUUUAUUCGACCCACAUCCAAGUAAACAUUUAAAAAAUGCUAAAAUGAAAGAAGACGGAUUUCAUCAGCAUCACAACUGAAAUCCACAAGCAGUGUCAGAUUUAGAGACACAGGAUGCAGACUGGAUACAUUGUGUUUUUUUUUAUCUUUCCCAUUUUCUUGGAGGGAUGCUGUGUGGGAAAGCAUCAAAAGAAAAGAAUGGGUCUUCAGCAGAGUCCUACGCACCAGCAUUACAGAGCAGUGGAGGGGGAAAUCUUUAUUAUACCAUGCAUAAAAGGUGUGAAUCCGCACACCGAGGUGGUGUGGUCCGGGACUGGAGAAGGCAGAGAAGGAAGUAAACACCCAUUGUUUGACUGUGGGAGGAAGUUCCUAGCUGAAGCAAAACAUUCUGGAAAGUACACAUACCUCACAAGUGGCAGCAAGGUGUUCUUCCAUCUACAGGUGGUGGAGAAAAACAGUCUGGGAUGCUUCCAGCCUGAGGAGAGCAGUGUAAUGCUGCUCGUGGGUGCAGGCGGGAAGGUCCCCUGCCCAGGUCUCAACUGUAGUGACAACACAGAUGUCACCUGGUACAAGGGUAACAAAGCUGUGUCUGAGCAGCGUAGAGCUUCCUGUGAGAAGAGUGGGUUGUUACAUCUCUGCAAAGUCAGUGAACAUGAUACCGGUGUAUAUUUCUGUGACAGACAAAUAAUUGAGCAAGGAGUCAAAUGGACCUUCAGGAGGGCUAUUAACGUCACAGCCAUACCUCAUUACACACCAAAUUACUCUCCCAGGAUUAUAUAUCCUAAUGGCAACACAACAGAGGAAGUGGAGCUUGGUCAGUCUCACACUCUGACAUGUAAGGUAAAUUUUCCUUUUGAGAUAAAGUUUUCACCAGAGGUUCAAUGGUACAUGCAUUACGGUGGCAAAAUGGAGAACAUGACUCUACUACACAUAGAGAGGCAACAACAGGUGAAAUUUCAAGAGUUCAAGGUCACACAAAGAGCCAUCAUAAAAGAGGUGACUCCACAAUACUUGAACAACAGAUAUACCUGCAUCGCCAGCAAUACUGUCGGAAACAGCAGUGUCACUAUCAAGCUCAAGAAGAAAAUUAAAGUAAAAUGGCCGACGCUGGUUGGGUAUCCCAUUGUGUCUUUGCUGCUGGUAGCUGGGCUGGGAAUCGUUUUGCAUGUGAAAUGGCUGGAACUACAGCUUAUCUACAGAUCCCACUUCCAACAUGGGAAACAUGACGGAGGUAAAGAGUUUGAUGUGCUUCUGUCAUAUGUGUGGAGCCCUCCGUCAGCAGAGGAGGAGGGAGUUUUGACCCUUUCCUCCCUAUCAGGACCCGACACUGAUGAGGAAGCAUGUUUAUCCAGCAUGGACCCGCUGAACUCUGAGGGUAAAGCCACCCAAAGACCACUGGAAGUGCUGCUGCCCCAAGUGUUAGAGGACCGGUGGGGGUAUCGCCUCUGUCUGCUGGAGAGGGACGUGCUUCCUGGAGGAGCAUAUACAGACGAUGUGGUCCUUGCAAUACAGAGAAGCCGAAUGCUUAUCUGUCUCCUGUCAGAUGACUACCUCUCGAACAGCAAUGCUGUGUUUGUCCUGGAAUCAGGAGUUAAGGCUUUGCUGCAAAACUCUACCCUCAAACUCCUGCUAAUAUGGACCAGUAGAACCUCAGCAUCCCUCAUCCAGCCAGACCCCCCGCUGCCCACACUAGUCCAGAGGGCCUUAAAGGUGCUACCCAGUUUGUAUUGGACCUCAGGCAGACAUGCCAGAGUCACCAGCAACUUCUGGAGGUCUUUGAUGAAGGCCAUGCCCGAUCACAGAGUGAAGCUGGUUUCACUCAUGCAGGGCCAAUGAUUAAACUCAGUUACCACAAACAUUUUUUCCUAACAUGAUGUACAGUGUAUUUAUUUUACAAUGCAGAAAUGCAACUUGUAUUACUAAGUGCAAGACAUAAAUGAACAAAUGUGUCAAGGAAAUUUCCAUGAUGGUAAGGAUAUGCCAAAUCAUAAUGCAUCGUUUUCAAACGUACAGAAAAAAGUGAGUCACCCUUUUUGCUAUGCUCAGGGUCCAGUAGCGGUGUGUCUUACUACCAUUAAUUUCCAUCUGUAACAAAAAUAAACAGUUUCAGUUAAA
Siniperca chuatsi (mandarin fish) is the source of this 2162-nucleotide messenger RNA. RefSeq names its product interleukin-18 receptor accessory protein-like. NCBI's taxonomy places the organism in Eukaryota, Metazoa, Chordata, Actinopteri, Centrarchiformes, Sinipercidae. Gene Ontology annotation, biological process: interleukin-18-mediated signaling pathway. The record is from RefSeq and is a predicted model, not a curated record. Gene Ontology annotation, molecular function: interleukin-18 receptor activity. Bases 162 to 1883 code for a protein of 573 amino acids. The transcript has 12 exons.